Messenger RNA from Pseudomassariella vexata, 6333 nucleotides. RefSeq lists its product as uncharacterized. The record is from RefSeq and is a predicted model, not a curated record. The coding region runs from base 1 to 6333 and encodes 2110 amino acids. NCBI's taxonomy places the organism in Eukaryota, Fungi, Ascomycota, Sordariomycetes, Amphisphaeriales, Pseudomassariaceae. Gene Ontology annotation, cellular component: cytoskeleton. The transcript has 2 exons.
AUGUCGGCUGGAGUUCGACGUCCCUCAACCCCACCGAAGCCGACAAAGCCAGCGAUCUCACAGACUCCACGACUCAAGAAGAAGGUGCCAUGGAAAGGCAAAAGUAUCAUGGUCCAUCUUCCCCGCGACGAGGGACGAGGUCAACCCGGGAAGCCAGUAAAGCCCCUUGGCGCCUCAGACACAGCAGCUAUGCUCAGGUCUUGGGAACAGCUGGGCUAUAGCAUUCGUGGCUUCGAUUUGGAAGGCCAUUUUGCCUCACGUGAUCCUUCAGAGAGCUACUCUCAGAGCCGCAAUCAGUGGCCAGAUCCCCAAGAGAUUGAUGGUGAGCGCUCUCAGCGUAAGUGGAAGGUCAUGCUUCCGGAUCUGAAUGCAUGGAAGAACUACGUCGACGAGGUGAACGAAGCCAAGCUUAGGGCGCUUGGUGUGUCUUUUGGCGAUGAUGAUCCAGCACCGCCGUCCAUCUCGCCUGCCCCUUCGAAUUUGAGCCGGCAGCCUUCCAAUCAGUUUCCGCCGCUGCCAUUCUCACCUCCUAUCCCGACAUCAUCGGCUGCGAGUGUUGGCCUACAAGGCUUUCCCUUCCCAGGAGCGUUUCACGGAACUUUAGCUGCCCACUCACCCACAAUCCCGUCAGUCCCUUCACCGGCAUCGUUCAAUCACUUACCUCGUGGACUGGGCAAGUUCAACCCGCGUGCAUCCAUCUCGAUAUCGCCCCAUGAGCUCCCGUUCCACUUCCCUGGGCAGCCAUCUCCUCGUGGGUGGUCUCCACAGUCAAUGCACUUGCAACAUCAACUUGCCCGUGGUGGUUCACCUUCUCUUCAUAAUUUCAACUCGCUGAUGUCUCCAACAUCGCCAUUUCUAUCUGAAAACAUCCCGUCUCCCCUUGGCAUGCACCAGCGCCACCAGUCGUUGCAAUACCCGAUGCUGCCCCAUCAGCAACUUCAGCGCCGGGACUCGGCAAGAGCAUCGCCACGGUUGCAAGAGCUUCGUGAAGAUGAUGAAGAGACUCGGAGCAAUCCUUACGAGAAGAGCCCUUCCAAGACACCCGAGCCUGGGCAAUUCAUCAAACACAAUGCCAGCGCCAGCCUGCAGAAGGAGAUUGAUGAUGCUGAAUAUCAUUUGGAAGAGCAGUUCCGCGAACAACUUGAGCAUGAGGAUUACAGCCCCCACAACGAGAGUGAAAAGGCCGCGGCAAACAAGCCGGCCGAUAUGCACUUGCCGUUGCACACAAAACAACCUUCGGUCCACUUUGGAGGCUUCUGUACAGACUCAGACGACGGUCCAGUUCUGCAUCACCCUCAACCCCACAACCGUGGUCACUCUCUCUCUCAGCAACCAUUCUUCGAGAAUGACGAAGUACGCGACAGCACUGAUGAGGGCAGCGUCCGCAAGAAGCCUGGCAAUCUCCAACUGCGCAAGGCCGAUGAAACGUUUGAAAUUGAGACAAAUCCGAGCAACUUGGGCACGUCUAUGGGAACAUUCGAUUUGGUGAAUAAGACGCACGAUCGGUCAUUCUCGACAGCUAGCAACCCCUGGGCUGAUGUUGAGUCCCAAUCCCAAAAUGACGGCAAGGCAAUGUCACAUAGGCCGAGCCACGCAAGCAAGCCGUCUUUGUCUAAACUCAAUGCUGGCGCAUUGGAGUUCAAAUUUAACCCUGAAAGUUCAUUCACUCCUGGGCAGUUCAACUUUGGAAAAGUCAGCAGUUUCCAACCUACGGCGAGUGCCUUCCAGCCACCGACAUAUCAGCCCUCAACUUUUACGCCGAACCCUCCGCAAUCCGCUACAUCAAGUCAUUUCAGCAUGCACUCGACUUCUUCGUCAAAGGCUAAGAUCAAUGCCUGUGCGCCUGUCUUCUCACCUGGAAGUAGCAAUUUUAACUUUACCGGCAAGAGCAAUUUCAACUUCUCCGCAUCAGGGCCUAGAUUCAACCCCGUUGCUCCCACUUUUCAACCGCUCAAGUCCUUACCGCCUUCGGUUACGAGUGGAACAGGUUCUGGAAACGAAAGUGCCAACCACCGUACAAGUUCUAUUUUCAGCAACAUUGAUCUGAACCUACCGGAUGUCGUUAAACCAGCCAACAAGAGCAAGGCGAUCCCAAUCGUGCGACCCGUAAGUAGCCACUCUCCUGCCCCUGCCGCCGAGGAAAUUGAUGAGCAUGGGCGUACGGUAUACACAAGCCGCCAAACCAAGAAGUUCAGGGAGAACAGUGAGGACAACGAUGAUAUCCCACGCUUCGCCGAGCCCACGCCGGAACCUGAACCAGUACCAGUGCCGCAGUCUGUCGUAGCUGAGGAAGAACUUGCGGUCAAAGCGAAACAAGAAGACGACGAUGAGAACGCUAUUGCUGGAACCACAACCUUGGCGUCAACGGUCAUCUCCGAGUCAACUGAUGGAAAGAUGCAGUCUGACAACGGCACCAAAGCCACUACAAGCCCCUCUGCAACUUCUCCUGACCAUAAUUGGACUCCGUUCGAAUUUUCUCGAGAGAAAGAUGUCCAAGACUUCAACAACGCCAGGCCGUUCGGGGAUGACGAGCCGUCUUUCAAGAAGGCGCACAAAAAGAGUUUGUCAGCUGCUGCGAAACCGUUCGUUCCAAGUGGUUUCGCGUUUGGAUCUACAUCCGAUGGUAAAUCGGCCUUCGACGCUUCACCAAAGAUACAGUCGCCUGUGAUGGCCAAAUCUGAGGAGUCUGAGGAUGAUCGUGCUGCAUCGCCAACUCCUGGGCCUGAGCCUCGACCUAUCGACGCUGCCGCUGAGGACGAGGAAGCACCAGUGUCAUCACCUGAUCGAAGUCGUCGAAGCUCUUUGAGGACAGAAUUUGAUACCUCACGAUUCGCUGCUCCUUCGAUGGGCCUUGGGGCGUCAAGAUUCGCUUCCCCGCCACCAGUACCUGCCGGCCUGGCCGCUUCUCGGUUUGCCAAAUCGCCAUCUCCUGAAGCAGCACAGGUUUUCAACGCAAACGCUUUCGAUUUUGGUGAGCCAACCGGGUUCCGCAGCUUCAACGAGUCAGUCCCGGCGCCUGUCAGCCCACCGUCCGUUACCGCCGAUGAACCAGAGGAUGAUGAGCAUGAACCCACCUUUGAAGAGAUUGAUGCAGUCAUGCAACAACUGAACUCGACGGACCCCACGAUGGGCGUCAAUAGAGCCUUCGAAUCAACCCAGUGGCAUCAAUCCAGCCCGGUACGAAAUAUUCCCAUCACUGCCGUCACAGAAUCGACGCCAGUUCAUUUGCCUCCCCAAAGUCGGUUCAGGAGUGAUGCCCCCAGUCCGAGUCCCCGCCAACAUAGGACUUUGCCAUUAGAACCGGCGCCUCCCAUUCUGUCAAGGGAAGUGGAUGACCCGUUCCUUGAUCCUCAAAGCGCCGUCUCCCAAAACUUUCAGGGCUCAGUGCAUAAUCUGAAUGUCGGCGAUGAUAUACCGGAAAGCGAAUGGGACGAUGCCUUCAGCGCCAGCGAACAGGGCAAGCUUGAGCAGCGCGUCACCUACUUCGAUGGUCACGUCAACGAUUUGGUCGGUAAUUUGUUGGCCGAUCGUCUUGAGCCCCUCGAGAAGACACUCGGCUCCAUACAGCAUGUUCUCGCAUCCCUUUCCACCAAAACGCCGUCGACUCGGCACAAUAGACGCAGUGUUUCUGCCGAGAUCCAAGAGAGCGACGCGGACGAUGAGGAUGACGAGAGCCCUGCUGCUCGAAGAUCAAUGAGCCCCAAGAGGGACAAGCGAAUGGAGCAAAUGCGUUUCGCUGUCAUGGAGGCUCUUAAUCAGCACCAGGCCUCGCGUGCCUUACAACAAGCUGUCGCAGAGCCCCUGGCGGUUGAGCAACAAGGGGCGCUCGAGAGCACGGCUAUACUGAAGGCAUUGGAAGACAUGAGAGAUCAAUUUGGACAAUCUUUGCGUCUCGACUUCCGAGGCGAGGAUCUUCGAAAUAUCGUUGAGGAGGCUGUCGAGAACCGCAUGCCACCAACUCCCCCACCCGUUGUCAAGGACGACGAAGAAGCGACACGGAAGAUGUCCGACAUGCAGAACCGGAUUUUGGAGCUGGAGCAACGCCUGAGGGCCGAGGGAGAAAAGGUCGAGAAAGAGAUCAUCAUCAGACGCGAAGCUGAAGACCGUGCUGCAGAGCUACGGCGGCAAUUGGACCAAGCUGAGGUCAGGGUCGAAGUUGAAAUCAUCAACCGAAGUGUGUUUGACCAGCGAGUUCAUGAUCUCGAGGAACGUUUGAAAACCCAGGAAGAUAAGACCGAACACGAGUUGCGCGGUCGCAGGGAGGCCGAGGACAGGCUGUCUGAAAUCCAGCGGUUGCUUCGUAUCUCUUCAGAAGAGGAAGAUCGCCUGCGCUCCGAACUGGACGAGCGAAACCACCAGAUGAAAGUGGUUGAACAGACCGCCGGGAAGAACAACAUGCGUCUUGUUAUGCUAGAAGCCGCCCAGACUAACGCAGAAGAGACACACGCUGAACUCACAAGCCGCCUCAAUGCCAGCGAUGAAGAACUCCGGGGAACUAGAAACGAGGCCCGUCAUUGGCGGUCUGAGGCCGAGCAUGCACGGGAGGCAUCUCGACGACAGACGGAUGAUUUCAUCCAGGCAGUAGAGGAGAGCAAGCACCUGCGCAAGGUGAUCGAUACUUUAGGCACUCAGCUUCAGGAGACCGAGAGAAUCAGGGAUGCUUGGCGAAAGAAGUUUGCCUCUAUGCAGGAUGAUAUGGCCCACGCCGCCCACGAAAUCACCGAAGAGAACUCCCAACGCACCAAGAAGGAACAGACCCUGCUGGCACGACAAGAAGUGCUCGAGGCCCGCCUUCAGGCAGAGUCCCGGACUCGUGAACGUCUCGAGACUGAACUAGAGAGGCUUGAAGGUGGCGAGCGAGCAGGCAUGAGAGCCGUCAGCGAAUGCAAGCGACUUGAAGGUCUGUUGACGGAACUUCGAAACGAGAACCACCAGCUACAACAAAACGCCUUGCGAUUCCAGCGUGAAUACCAAGAGGCGAGGGAAUCAGCAGCAGCCGAGGUUCAACGCGCCCGCACUGCUGUGCAAUCCGAACUUGAAGCCGCUAACGAUCAGGUCAACGUUGCUCGUGCAGAGCUCGAAGAGGAGGUUAUCAAGAUUCGCGCCCAGCUUGACCAGGUCAGGAUGGACGCCGACACUGCUAAUGCUCAUCAUGAGAUGAUGCUGGAGGAGGCGCAGAAUUCCAAGACGAGCGAACUUGACGAGCUUAUACGCAAACACCAAAAUGAAGUUGAGGACCUCCAGGCUCGUUACGAAAGGCAAAUCAACAACUCAACUGAGGACGCUCAACGCGCCGAGCAAAACCUACUUGAGCGCCUCAGCCUAUCUACGUCCAAGACUGAGCACCUCCAGGAUCGUGUUGCUCACUUGGAAGAUAAGCUCCAGAUUGCUCAAGAAGCUGCUAGGGCAGCCGCACUUGCUGCAAAAUCUGCUGGAGCCAUUGAGCCAAUUUCCCACGCGGCCGCCUUCGCCAAGCCGACGGUGGUUGCCCAAUCAUUGCAGCUUCCAGAAAAAAUCUCUCCGCAGGCUCUCCGAGAAUCCAUCAUGGUUCUGCAAGAACAACUUCAGGCCCGUGAACAACGAAUUGAAGAACUCGAGCAAACUGUAUCCAAGCUCGACCCUGAGGCCGAGAUGAAGAUCAUGAAGCGUGAUGACGAGAUUACGUGGCUUAGGGAGCUCUUGGCCGUGAGACACGGAGACCUCCAGGACAUCAUUGGUGCCCUAUCUGCCGAAAAAUACGACAGGGAGGCGGUGAAGGACGCGGCCAUCCGCCUGAACGCCAACCUCCAAAUGGAGGAGCAGGAACGUGAGAGAGCCAUGAAUGGCGGCUCGGCCAUCAACUUGCCCAACAUCGCAGCCACGAUUCGGGGCGCUGCGACUCCUCGAGUAGCACAGGCCGUUGGACCUCUUGCUGCGGCCUGGGGCAACUGGCGCAAAGCCAACCUGUCUCCUGCACCAGCAAGAAACUCGACGCCGUCUCGCUCAAACAUCACCAUUAGUCCGGCCUCGCAGAGCAGCUUUCUCUCAGGUCUCAUGACGCCACCAGCCUCUGGACUUCGCAACACACCCUCUACCGAUCAAAGCAAGCUUCAACCUACGGCCUUUGGUAAUACUGGACGCCGAAUGACCGGGGAACAAUUUGCCAAUCGAGUUCGGGGGUCUUCCAUGACGUCUAGACAGGCGGACAAAAUGCCCAUGGCUGCUACACCGCCGCCACCGCGACUAUCAGAGUAUAGGGAGCCAGUCACCCCACCAAUGAUGCGGCAGGGUGUUUAUGAUUCAGACGCCCCUCCCAUUGAGGAUUUUGAUGACGCCGGAUUCUUUGAUGAUUGA